Pundamilia nyererei is the source of this 3937-nucleotide messenger RNA. It is a transcript of the gene pex6, whose product is annotated as peroxisomal biogenesis factor 6. Gene Ontology annotation, cellular component: peroxisomal membrane; cytosol. The record is from RefSeq and is a predicted model, not a curated record. NCBI's taxonomy places the organism in Eukaryota, Metazoa, Chordata, Actinopteri, Cichliformes, Cichlidae. Bases 61 to 3021 code for a protein of 986 amino acids. Gene Ontology annotation, biological process: protein import into peroxisome matrix. Gene Ontology annotation, molecular function: ATP binding; ATP hydrolysis activity. The transcript is spliced from 16 exons.
GCUGGGUCGCAGUAUUGAGACGGAACGAAGAAGAAGCAGAGGGACCGAAGAAGAUUAGUUAUGGCGGUUCAGGUUGAGCUGAGUUAUUUGGAGACUUUCCCGUCUCACCUCAGUCCUCUGGAUGUUUUGAUGUUAAAACCACACUUGGACCGUGUCUUCCUAAAUGACACGGAUCCGCCGACCGUCCUCUUCACUCCUCAGGGGCCUCAGAGCUCCGGCAGGACGGGCAUUUUACUGCGUGUUCAGCAAACUAACGAAGAAGAGACGGCCGACGGAGUGACCUGUCCUACAGCCAACACGGAGUCAGCGCCACGGGUUCGGCUCUUUGCCAGCCGGCUCUUCCUGCGGCACCACGGGCUCCAGCAGUUCAGAGGUACCGGAACCGUCCGAGCUGUGGAGCCCGUCAGCCUGGACAGAGUCGUAGUUGGAGCCCGCAGCAGGCAGAGCCUCCGCCUGGCUGGAUCGGAGCAGUUCACCGACAGGUUGCUGGAACUCUGCCGCCCGGGACAUUGGCUGCUGGCUCGGCAAGGAGACCCGCUGCUGCUCCCCCGACAUACAAUCCUGGGAGAAGACCCAGGACAGCAUCAGCUGUUGGAGCUGCUGGUGCUGGAGUGCAGUCCUGUAAAACAGGGCAGGAUCACAGCUGAUACCUCUCUGGUUCUGACAGAUUGCUGGGAUUCAGUCACCCCCCCACCCUGCAGGCCACUCAGACUCUGUGUGUCAGACUUUGCUCAUUACGCUGAUGGCCUUUGUGCUGGCCCAUGUCUGCUUGAUAACAGGAGCGUGCUGGAUUCUGGGUUCCCAGGUGUCCCGUGUCCACUGCUAUGCAGAGUGGAAGUUCGGGUAAUGGACACCCAGCGAUGGCUCGAGCUCAAAGAACAAUAUGGGGUAGCCGUGGACCUGCACAGCUGUGUGUUUGUGACCAAACAGCUGCUUCUCAGACUGGGGCUUUUCAACCAGGAGUGGGUACGGCUGUCGAAGCUCGGCGAAUCCAGAGGACCCACAGGAGAGGGCGAUGUCACGGGGGGCAUCUGCAGAGAGAGGCUGGUCUCUGUGGUGGUGAUGGAUCUGCUACCAAGUCCAGAACUACAGAGCCAUGACGACCUGGGCCUCAUAUCACCUCCUCUGUGGUUCAACAUGACUGGAGGAGAAGUGAUCCCUGUAAACAGCUUUAUGCUCAGGAUGAAGAGGUGGGACCCCCCUCCUCCACAACCCAGUGGUUGUCGCUCUGACACGUUCUGCCGCUCGGCUUCUCCACCGUAUGCCAGCGAGCUCCACAUCCAGCUGGUCACCUCUCCAUCCUACAACAACCUGGGCUGCUAUGACAACCUGCUGGCUCAACAUUUCUGCACGCCCAGGCUGGUGUCACCAGGAGACGUUCUGACCGUUCCAGCUGGAAACCAUCCAGACCUGCUCGAGACCCCCCCUGAAGGGAUCCACAGGUGUCCGGUGCUGUUCUUCAGGGUGCAGAAGGUAUGCUCAUCUGCAGGAAGAGAAGAAGGAGGAGGAGCUUACUUGGCCAGCAGACAGCGUACCUCGCUCUAUGUGGGAACAUCUAUAAACAGCCCCGUCCCAUGUUCUCUCGUGGAGGGAGCAGCUCUGUCUCCUCCAGGCCUUAACAAGACUGUGGAGCUCCUCAUCGACACCAUCCUGCCUCACCUGCAGCACAGCAGCUCUCUGUCUGGUUGCACGGUCCUCCUUCACGGUGCUGCAGGAAGUGGAAAGAUGGCAGCAGUGAGGGCAGCAAGUGGCAGACUAAACCUCCACCUGCUGAAGGUAGACUGUGUGAGCCUGUGCGCUGACAGUCCUGCAGCCUCUGAGGUAAAGCUGGCGUCAGUGUUUCAGAGGGCCGAGGCCCUGCAGCCCUGCGUUCUGCUGCUCAGGAACCUGCAGCUCGUCCUCAGAUCACGAGGGGCUGCCGAGAGCGACUGCAGGGUCCAGGCAAAGCUCUGCCAGCUGCUCAGCUGCGCCCCCACCAGUGUGGUGAUGGUGGCAACUGUCUGCAAAGUUCGAGAUUUGCCUGCAGGCAUCAUGGCAGCGUUUGUCCAUCAGGUAGCAAUAGAGAGUCCAACUGAAGAGCAGCGGCGUGCCAUGCUGUCCAGCCUGAGCAGAGACCUGCACUUAGGGAAGGACGUCAACUUGGAGAACCUCUCCAGACUCACCACAGGUUUCGUGUUGGGGGACCUCAGUGCUUUGCUGGUUGAGGCUGGUAGAGCUGCCUACAGGAGGUUGAUCCACAGCUGUGGUGCUCGGCAGCAGGAGGAUCUGUGCUCCAGCGGAGUGACCAUCCUGAACCAGGACUUCACCUCUGCUCUGGAGAUCCUGCAGGACACCCUGUCCAAGGCCAUCGGAGCCCCGAAGAUACCUAAUGUGCGCUGGGAGGAUGUCGGCGGUCUCCAGCAUGUGAAGAAGGAGAUCCUAGACACGGUUCAGCUUCCUUUGCAGUGUUCUCAGCUCUUGUCUCUGGAUCUGAACCGGACUGGAAUCCUGCUGUGUGGACCACCAGGGACAGGAAAGACUCUGUUGGCCAAAGCUGUGGCUACUGAGUGCUCCAUGACUUUCCUCAGUGUCAAAGGUCCAGAGCUCAUCAACAUGUACGUGGGUCAGAGUGAAGAAAACAUCAGAGAAGUUUUCCACAGAGCACGCUCAGCAGCUCCCUGCGUCAUCUUCUUUGACGAGCUAGACUCUCUGGCUCCCAGCAGAGGGCGCAGUGGAGACUCUGGAGGGGUGAUGGACAGAGUUGUGUCUCAGCUGUUGGCUGAGCUUGAUGCGCUGCACUCAUCUGGUGGGGUUUUUGUAAUCGGAGCCACAAAUCGUCCAGACCUGCUGGACCAGUCACUGCUCAGACCUGGCAGGGACCAGCACGAUGCGUGCCCCGUCUGCCUUGAGAUUGUCCACGCUAUGAGAGCAUUGAUGGAGCCGAAGCCUGUUAUUUUGUCACUAGCUCCGGCGCUCGAGGCUGGAAAGACAGGUGGUGUUUGUGGGGAAAGUGCUGGGACAUACGGUUGUCGCACUCCAUGACCCUCUCCAAUCUGAGUCUGGGGCCCCGGCUUCAUCCGAGUCAUGAGCUCCGUCACUAUGUUCCGGAUGUACCAGGAGCUCAGAUUGCUGUUUCCUGAUGACAGCCCGCUGGGACCUCACCCUGCGAGUCUUGAACAAAUAUUUACAAAGGUACAAGUUGAAGAUGCUAACAAUCAGCUUUUGAAUGCAGUCGGCCUGGAAGAUUGUUUCAAACCAACUGAUCUAAUAGAUGCUUAUUUUCAUGUGGCUAUACACCCGAACCACAGGCAGUUUCUGAGGUUGGAUUCGAGGGCGUAGGCUAUGAAUACCUAGCGCUGCCAUUCCGGUUGUCUCUCGCUCCUCGCACUUUCACAAAAUGUGCCGAGGCAGCAUUGGCAUUCCUCAGAGAGGGAGGCAUUUGCAUCUUAGCUUAUGUAGAUGACUGGGCUCUUGUAGCUUGCUCCAGAGAGUAGGUGGCGACACAGCUGCCUCUGGUUCUGUCAAAUAUUCAGGCACUGGGUUUCUCUGUGAACUUUCAAAGAGCUUGCUAGUUCAGAGUCAGCACAUUUCUGUCCUCGGUUUGGAAAUAUGCUUGCUUUCCAGCUGUGCACGUUUGUCAGCUGCAUUUCAUUGCUGAUUUACUCUAUGAUCACUGUAGUGCCACUUGAAUUGUUUCAGUGCUGCAUCUUGCAUGCUAGCUCUUGGUCCUGUAGGGAGCCGGGGUGCUGCAUCAGGGUGUUGUUUCACAAGGUGGUGUCCACAGAUGCUUCCCUAAGGGGGUGGGGAGCACUGUGUGAGGGCACAUCAGUGAGAGGGAUCUGGACCACAGCCCAGUGUGAUCUGUGCAUCAACCACUAAGAGCUGCUAGCAGUGUUCUUGGCUCUCAAGCAUUUUAAUUCAAUUCAAUUUUAUUUACACAGCGCCAAAUCACAACAAC